UCUAGGGGGAUGCACGUUCGAUGAUGGUCCUGGGCCCUGUGACUACCACCAAGACUUGUACGAUGAUUUCGACUGGGUACAUGUCAGUGCUCAAGAGCCUCACUAUUUGCCACCUGAGAUGCCUCAAGGAUCGUAUAUGAUAGUGAUUUCCUCAGAUCAUGACCCUGGAGAAAAGACUAGACUUCAGCUUCCAACAAUGAAGGAAAAUGAUACUCACUGCAUCGAUUUCAGCUACCUUCUGUACAGCAAGAAUGGAGCAAACCCAGGCACUUUGAACAUCCUGGUUAGGGUGAACAAAGGGCCACUGGCUAAUCCCAUCUGGAACGUCACAGGCUCCACUGGCAAAGACUGGCUUCGAGCGGAGUUGGCUGUCAGCACUUUCUGGCCCAACGAGUAUCAGGUAAUAUUUGAAGCCGAAGUCUCAGAUGGGAGAAAGGGCUACAUUGCCAUUGAUGACAUCCAGGUCCUGAGUUACCCUUGUGAUAAAUCUCCACAUUUUUUGAGGUUGGGGGAUGUAGAGGUCAAUGCAGGGCAGAAUGCUACAUUUCAAUGCAUUGCUACAGGGAGAGAUGCAGUGAAUAACAAGUUAUGGCUCCAGAGAAGAAACGGGGAAGAUAUUCCAGUUGCUCAGACUAAAAAUAUCAAUCAUAGAAGAUUUGCUGCUACCUUUAAGUUACAAGAGGUGACAAAAACUGACCAGGAUUUAUAUCGCUGUGUAACUCAAUCAGAGAGAGGUUCUGGAGUGUCAAAUUUUGCUCAACUUAUUGUUCGAGAGCCACCUCGGCCAAUAGCACCCCCGCAGCUGCUGGGCGUUGGGCCUACAUACUUGCUCAUUCAGUUGAAUGCCAACUCCAUCAUCGGGGACGGACCCAUUAUCCUGAAAGAAGUGGAAUACCGAAUGACGUCUGGGACUUGGACCGAAACCCAUGCUGUCAAUGCACCAACAUACAAGCUCUGGCACCUGGACCCUGACACUGAAUAUGAGAUUCGAGUCCUGCUCACCAGACCAGGGGAAGGUGGGACUGGGCAACCAGGACCACCGCUCAUCACCAGGACCAAAUGUGCUGAACCUAUGAGAACACCAAAAACACUGAAGAUUGCUGAGAUCCAGGCCAGGCACAUCGCAGUGGAUUGGGAAUCUCUGGGUUACAACAUCACUCGCUGCCAUACUUUCAAUGUCACUAUCUGCUACCACUACUUCUGUGGACACAAUGAGAGCAAAGCAGACUGCUUGGACAUGGACCCCAAAGCACCCCAGCACGUCGUGGAUCACUUGCCACCCUACACGAAUGUCAGCCUCAAAAUGAUCUUAACCAACCCAGAAGGGAGGAAGGAGAGCGAGGAGACCAUUAUCCAGACAGAUGAAGAUGUACCAGGCCCUAUACCUGCCAAAUCAGUGAAAGGAACUCCUUUUGAAGAUAAGAUCUUCCUCAACUGGAAGGAACCUGUGGAUCCAAAUGGCAUCAUUACUCAGUAUGAGGUCAGCUAUAGCAGUAUACAGUCGUUUGAUCCUGCAGUUCCAGUUGCAGGACCUCCACAAACCGUGUCGAAGCUGUGGAACAGCACACACCACGUCUUCUCACAUUUGCACCCCGGUACUACUUACCAGUUCUUUAUACGUGCAAGCACUGUCAAAGGGUUUGGACCAGCAACUACAAUCAAUGUAACAACCAACAUCUCAGCUCCCACUUUACCGGACUAUGAAGGAGUUGAUGCAUCUCUCAAUGAAACUGCUACUACAAUAACUGUACUCUUGAGACCAGCACAGGCCAAAGGUGCACCUAUCAGUGCCUACCAGAUUGUUGUUGAGGAGCUGCACCCGCACCGAACAAAGCGAGAAACAGGUGCCAUGGAGUGCUACCAAAUCCCUAUCACCUAUCAGACUGCUCUUAGCGGAGGGUCACCAUAUUACUUUGCUGCUCAGCUGCCUCCAGGAAACCUGCCAGAGCCAGCCCCUUUUACCGUGGGUGACAACAGGACUUACCAAGGUUUCUGGAACCCACCAUUGGCUCCUCGGAAAGGCUACAACAUCUAUUUCCAGGCCAUGAGCAGUGUUGAGAAGGAAACCAAAACUCAGUGUGUUCGAAUAGCUACAAAAGCAGCAGCAACAGAAGAACCUGAAGUGAUUCCAGAUCCAGCUAAACAAACAGAUCGGGUGGUGAAAAUAGCAGGAAUAAGUGCUGGAAUUCUGGUAUUCAUCCUACUUCUCCUUGUUGUCAUACUGAUAGUCAAAAAGAGCAAACUUGCAAAGAAGCGCAAGGAUGCCAUGGGAACAACCCGCCAGGAGAUGACCCACAUGGUGAAUGCAAUGGAUAGGAGUUACGCUGACCAGAGCACUCUGCAUGCAGAGGAUCCCCUUUCAAUCACAUUUAUGGACUCACAUAACUUCAGCCCCAGAUUGCCCAAUGAUCCACUUGUGCCGACAGCUGUGUUAGUGCCUAUUACUGAUGAAAAUCACAGUGCUACAGCAGAGUCCAGCCGACUCCUGGAUGUCCCUCGUUACCUCUGCGAAGGCACAGAAUCCCCCUACCAGACUGGGCAGCUGCACCCUGCCAUCAGGGUGGCUGAUCUCCUGCAGCAUAUUAACCUAAUGAAGACCUCUGACAGCUAUGGAUUUAAAGAGGAGUAUGAGAGUUUCUUUGAGGGGCAGUCAGCUUCUUGGGAUGUCGCUAAGAAGGAUCAAAACAGAACAAAGAACCGCUAUGGAAACAUUAUAGCAUAUGACCACUCCAGGGUGAUUUUGCAACCUGUUGAAGAUGAUCCAUCUUCAGAUUACAUUAAUGCCAACUACAUAGAUAUUUGGCUGUACAGGGAUGGAUAUCAGAGACCAAGUCACUACAUUGCAACCCAAGGUCCAGUUCAUGAGACUGUAUAUGACUUUUGGAGAAUGAUAUGGCAGGAGCAAUCUGCUUGUGUUGUGAUGGUCACAAAUUUAGUGGAAGUUGGGAGAGUCAAGUGUUACAAGUACUGGCCUGAUGACACAGAAGUUUAUGGGGACUUCAAAGUGACCUGUGUAGAGAUGGAGCCCCUUGCGGAGUACGUCGUCAGGACAUUCACUUUGGGAAGGAGGGGCUACAAUGAAAUCCGUGAAGUUAAACAGUUUCAUUUCACUGGCUGGCCAGAUCAUGGAGUUCCUUACAAUGCCACAGGCCUGCUUUCCUUUAUACGGAGAGUCAAAUUAUCUAACCCUCCUAGUGCAGGGCCUAUUGUUGUCCAUUGCAGUGCUGGUGCUGGACGGACAGGUUGUUAUAUUGUCAUCGAUAUCAUGUUAGAUAUGGCAGAAAGAGAAGGUGUCGUGGAUAUCUACAACUGUGUCAAAGCUUUACGGUCCCGUCGCAUCAACAUGGUACAGACCGAGGAGCAGUACAUCUUUAUUCAUGAUGCCAUUCUAGAAGCUUGUCUGUGUGGAGAAACUGCCAUUCCUGUCUGUGAAUUCAAAGCUGCUUAUUUUGAUAUGAUUAGAAUUGACUCUCAGACAAACUCUUCGCAUCUCAAAGAUGAGUUUCAGACCCUGAAUUCUGUGACCCCUCGCCUGCAAGCGGAGGACUGCAGCAUAGCCUGCUUGCCAAGGAACCAUGACAAGAACCGCUUCAUGGAUAUGCUGCCACCUGACAGAUGUCUGCCUUUCUUAAUUACUAUUGAUGGGGACAGCAGCAACUACAUCAAUGCAGCUCUUAUGGACAGCUACAGGCAACCAGCAGCUUUUAUUGUCACACAACAUCCUUUACCAAACACUGUGAAAGAUUUCUGGAGAUUAGUGUAUGACUAUGGCUGUACUUCUCUUGUGAUGUUAAAUGAAGUCGACUUAGCACAGGGCUGCCCACAAUACUGGCCCGAGGAAGGGAUACUGCGGUACGGUCCCAUCCAAGUGGAAUGCAUGUCGUGUUCAAUGGACUGCGAUGUCAUAAACCGAAUUUUCAGGAUAUGCAACCUAACAAGACCACAGGAGGGCUAUCUGAUGGUGCAGCAAUUCCAGUAUUUGGGAUGGGCUUCUCACAGAGAUGUACCAGCUUCCAAGAGAUCCUUCUUGAAGUUAAUUCUGCAGGUUGAAAAAUGGCAAGAGGAAUGUGAAGAAGGGGAGGGUCGGACCAUCAUUCAUUGCCUAAAUGGCGGUGGCCGGAGCGGGAUGUUCUGUGCCAUUGGCAUUGUGGUUGAGAUGGUAAAAAGGCAGAAUGUGGUGGACGUUUUCCAUGCUGUGAAGACUUUGCGGAACAGCAAGCCCAACAUGGUAGAAACUCCGGAGCAAUAUCGCUUCUGCUACGAUGUGGCGCUGGAGUACCUGGAAUCCUCUUAGUUGGAAGGGAUAUGGCAAAGUUCACCAAAUACAUGAAUCUCAAUAAGCUGUUUUGACAACAGUUCUUGAUCCUGUGAAGAAAGAUUUUUGGGAAAGAGGGGGGUGGGAGGGAUUUUAAAUUUUAAAUGCAAAGUAUUUUUCUUAUGAAGUUGUGUAUCUUAAUAAAAGAACUCAAUCUGUUUCUAUGCUUGUAUACAGUAUCAACAUUUAGUGCCACAUAAAUACUAUUUAAUGAAAA
This is a messenger RNA of Manacus vitellinus (golden-collared manakin), 4532 nucleotides long. RefSeq names its product protein tyrosine phosphatase receptor type K (gene PTPRK). Gene Ontology annotation, molecular function: protein tyrosine phosphatase activity; protein binding. The record is from RefSeq and is a predicted model, not a curated record. The transcript has 32 exons. NCBI's taxonomy places the organism in Eukaryota, Metazoa, Chordata, Aves, Passeriformes, Pipridae. Gene Ontology annotation, biological process: protein dephosphorylation. Gene Ontology annotation, cellular component: membrane. The coding region runs from base 119 to 4294 and encodes 1391 amino acids.